Cordyceps fumosorosea ARSEF 2679 is the source of this 4182-nucleotide messenger RNA. Its product is annotated as xanthine dehydrogenase. The transcript is spliced from 2 exons. Gene Ontology annotation, molecular function: iron ion binding; FAD binding; xanthine dehydrogenase activity. The coding region runs from base 1 to 4182 and encodes 1393 amino acids. Lineage: Eukaryota; Fungi; Ascomycota; Sordariomycetes; Hypocreales; Cordycipitaceae. The record is from RefSeq and is a predicted model, not a curated record.
AUGGCUCCCACCGCCGUCGAGGUCAAAAACGAGCCCAAGGCCGCUGAUCUGGCCGCACUGACCGCCGAUUUCGACGGCACCCUGCGCUUCUACCUCAACGGCACCAGAGUUGUCCUCGACGACAUUGACCCGGAAGUCACCGUCCUCGAGUAUCUGCGCGGCAUUGGCCUCACGGGCACCAAACUCGGCUGCGGCGAAGGCGGCUGUGGUGCCUGUACCAUUGUAGUCUCCCAGUUCAACCCGACCACGCGCCGGAUCUACCACGCCUCCGUCAAUGCAUGCCUCGCACCCCUCGUCAGCCUUGACGGCAAGCAUGUCAUCACCAUAGAAGGCAUCGGCAACACCGAGCGCCCUCACCCGACCCAGGAGCGUGUUGCCCGUGGGAACGGCAGUCAGUGCGGCUUCUGCACCCCGGGCAUAGUCAUGAGCCUGUACGCACUCCUGCGCAACAACGAUGCACCCACCCCACACGACGUCGAGGAGGCCUUUGACGGAAACCUCUGUCGCUGCACGGGGUACCGUCCAAUCCUAGACGCUGCGCAGACGUUCAGCGUCAAGAAAGACGCUCAAGGCUGCUGCAUGGACGCAAAGACAAACGGUGCUUCGAACGGUGUGAACAGUGUGAAUGGUGCGAAUGGUGCGAAUGGCAAGAAGAAUGGCACUGGCUGUUGUAUGGAAAACGGCAACGGCCGCCCUGCCAACGGCGGAUGCUGCAUGGACAAGAUCAAGGACGACCAGCCCAUCAAGCGCUUCACCCCGCCCGGCUUCAUCGAGUACAAACCCGACACGGAACUCAUCUUCCCCCCGCAGCUCAAGAAGCACGAGAUGCGCCCGCUGGCCUUUGGCACCAAGAAGAAGACCUGGUACCGCCCCGUCACGCUCGACCAGCUCCUGCAGAUCAAGAGUGUCUACCCCCAGGCCAAGAUCAUCGGCGGCAGCACCGAGACGCAGAUCGAGAUCAAGUUCAAGGCGCUGCAAUAUCCCGUGUCCGUGUACGUCGGCGACAUUGCCGAGCUGCGACAGUACAAGCUCCGCGAAGAUCACAUGGAGAUUGGCGGCAACGUCACCCUGACCGAUCUCGAGAAGCUCUGCGAGACAGCGAUGGAGCACUACGGUCCCGUCCGCAGCCAGGUGUUUGCGGGCAUCCUGAAGCAGAUCAAGUACUUUGCCGGCCGGCAGAUCCGCAAUGUCGGCACGCCCGCCGGCAACCUCGUCACGGCCUCGCCCAUCUCCGACCUGAACCCGGCGCUGUGGGGAGCCAACGCGGUCCUGAUCGCCAAGUCGGCCACGGAGGAGACGGAAAUCCACAUGUCCCAGUUCUUCACGGGGUAUCGCAGGACGGCGCUAGCACCGGACGCCAUCAUCGCGUCCAUCCGCAUACCGGUCACGGCGGCCAGGGGUGAGUUCUACCGCACCUACAAGCAGGCCAAGAGAAAGGACGACGACAUCGCCAUCGUCACCAGCGCCCUACGCGUGAAGCUGGACGAUGCCGGCAUCGUCCGGGAGACAAGUCUCAUCUACGGAGGCAUGGCGGCCACCACGGUCUCGGCCAAGUCGGCAGAGGAGUAUCUCAUCGGCAAGCGCCUUGCAGAGCUGGAGACGCUCGAAGGCGUGAUGAAUGCGCUCGGUCGCGACUUUGACAUGCAGUUCAGCGUCCCUGGUGGCAUGGCCUCGUACCGCAAGGCGCUUGCAUUUGGCUUCUUCUACCGGUUCUACCAUGAUGUCCUUUCUGCACUAGAUGGCAAGGACGCGGACAGGCAGGCCGUAGACGAGAUCGAGAGAGAGCUGUCCGUGGGCCAGAUUGACCACGACUCGGCGCAAAAGUACGAGCUCGAGGUGACGGGCAAGUCGAACCCGCACGUCGCCGCCCUGAAGCAGACCACCGGUGAAGCCCAGUACACGGACGACAUUCCCCAGAUGAAAAAUGAGUUGUAUGGCUGCUGGGUGCUGUCGACCAAGCCCCGCGCCAAGAUUCUGUCGAUCGACUACUCAAAGGCUCUUGACAUGCCCGGUGUGGUGGACUACAUCGACGCCAAGGACAUGCCCGACGAGGAGGCCAACAAGUUUGGCGCGCCGCACUUUGACGAGCGCUUUUUUGCAGAGGGCGAGGUGUUUACGGCAGGCCAGGCGAUCGCCAUGAUCCUGGCCACGUCUCCCAACAAGGCGACCGAGGCUGCCCGCGCAGUCAAAGUCGAGUACCUCACGCUUCCCUGCGUGCUCACUAUGGAGGAGGCCAUUGAACAGGAUAGCUUCCACCCCGUGUACAGGGAGAUUAAAAAGGGCGACACCGAAGAGGCUUUCCAGAACUGCGACUACGUGUUUACGGGUACCGCCAGAAUGGGUGGCCAGGAGCACUUUUAUCUCGAGACGAAUGCGUGUCUGGCAAUCCCUUCGCCAGAAGACGGCGCGAUGGAGAUUUUUGCCAGCACGCAAAACGCCAACGAGACGCAAGUGUUUGCCGCGCGAACGUGUGGCGUCGCGGCGAACAAGGUCGUCGUUCGCGUCAAGAGACUAGGCGGUGGCUUUGGCGGCAAGGAAUCGCGGUCCGUGAUUCUCAGCUCCGUCGUGGCGCUGGCCGCCAAGAAGACGAAGCGCCCCGUCCGAUGCAUGCUCACCCGCGAGGAGGACAUGUUGACGAUGGGACAGCGCCAUCCCUUCCUGGCGCACUACAAGGUCGGCGUCAACAAGGACGGCAAGCUCCAGGCCCUAGACCUGUCCGUCUACAACAACGCCGGCUGGACGUUUGACCUGAGCACCGCGGUCUGCGAGCGCGCGAUGACGCACUCGGACGGGUGCUACAGCAUCCCCAACGUGAUGAUCCGCGGACGCGUGUGCAAGACCAACACCGUCUCCAACACGGCGUUCCGCGGCUUCGGCGGGCCGCAGGGCAUGUUCAUCGCGGAGACCUACAUGGAGGAGAUUGCGGACCGGCUCGGCAUGCCGGUGGAGACGCUGCGCGAGAUCAACAUGUACAAGCCGCGCGAGGAGACGCACUUCAACCAGGCGCUGCAGGACUGGCACGUGCCGCUCAUGUACCAGCAGGUGCGGGACGGCUUCCGCUACGCCGAGCGGCGGCGGCGGAUCGCCGCGUUCAACGAGAAGAACAGGUGGCGCAAGAGGGGCCUGUCCAUCAUCCCGACCAAGUUCGGCAUCUCCUUCACGGCGCUGUGGCUGAACCAGGCGGGUGCGCUGGUGCACAUCUACCACGACGGGUCGGUGCUGGUGGCGCACGGCGGCACCGAGAUGGGCCAGGGCCUGCACACCAAAAUGACCAUGAUCGCGGCGCAGGCGCUGGGCGUGCCCCUCGACAACGUCUUCAUCUCCGAGACGGCGACCAACACGGUGGCCAACGCCUCGGCGACGGCCGCCUCGGCGUCGUCGGACCUCAACGGCUUCGCCGUGUACAACGCGUGCGCACAGCUCAACGAGCGCCUGCGGCCGUACCGCGAGAAGCUGGGCAAGGACGCGUCGAUGAAGGACAUUGCGCACGCGGCGUACUUUGACCGCGUCAACCUCUCGGCGCAGGGUUUCUACAAGACGCCGGAGAUCGGGUACUCGUGGACGGAGAACAAGGGCAAGAUGUUCUUCUACUUCACGCAAGGCGUGGCCGCGUCCGAGGUCGAGGUGGACCUGCUGACCGGCUCGUGGACGUGCCUCGAGGCGGACGUGCUGAUGGACGUCGGCCAGUCCAUCAACCCGGCCAUCGACUACGGCCAGAUCCAGGGCGCCUUCGUCCAGGGCAUGGGCCUCUUCACCAUGGAGGAGUCGCUCUGGCUGGGCGCCGGCCCCGCCGCCGGCACCCUCUUCACCCGCGGACCCGGCGCCUACAAGAUCCCCGGCUUCCGCGACAUCCCGCAAAAGUUCAACGUGGCGCUGCUCAAGGACGUCGAGUGGGCGGAGCUGCGCACCAUCCAGCGCAGCCGCGGCGUCGGCGAGCCCCCGCUGUUCCUCGGCAGCGUGGUGUUCUUCGCGAUCCGCGACGCGUUGAAAGCGGCGCGGCGCGCGGAGGGCGUGGAAGCGAGAAAGGAAGGGGGCACGGUGGUGGAUGAGGAUGGGGGUUUGCUGAGGAUGGAGAGCCCGGCGACGGCAGAGAGGAUACGCCUGGCGUGCGAGGAUGCUAUCAUGAGGAGGGCGAGGGUGGCGCCCAAGGAGGGCGAGAAGAGCUUUUUCGUGUAUAUUUAG